This is a messenger RNA of Striga asiatica, 852 nucleotides long. NCBI's taxonomy places the organism in Eukaryota, Viridiplantae, Streptophyta, Magnoliopsida, Lamiales, Orobanchaceae. The record is from the annotation of a GenBank genome assembly.
UGGCUAGGCUCGGCAAUAAACCUAUAGCACGAAAGGAGCCUAAAGUCCAAUCCGUGAUAGGAUAGGAAAAAGUCCUGAAAAUCCUAUUAUAUAUCUUCGUAGGUGAAACUGAAUUUCCUCGUAUGACCCAGAUCGGCCGGGUGCUUGUCCAAAUUCGUUGCUCAGACAGAGAAUCCUCCCAAACUCAUAAGAAUGAGUGGUAGAGUUGGAUACGAAUACUCUCACCACUUCUCGUUGGUGGACAAGAGCGAGAUAACAUCCAUGUACAAGUCGGAACUUCUUCCAGACUCCAAAUCGUUUAUCUUCGAAUUCAGAACCACCUUCAUACUAAGGGCGAAAACCAGGCAUGGCAUGUCCGACUCUAUAAUCGGUUCAGAAAAAUUCGACUCGCGCGUCGGCAAAUUGGCCGAUUUGCCCCAACACACGUCCCUCAACCCGAUUCCUAUUGCUGUGGACCUCAAAGUUUACACGGUUAAGAAAAAGGGAGAAAAGCUCGACGAGUGCUUGGAGAGGGCAAUCACGUCAGAAAAAAUGAUCCCAUUGUACGUGUGGCCCUUUCACACGUGUGUUGAAGAGGUAAAGCCGAUGACUGCCUUGCUCCUUGUGUUCUUGAGCAACUUGAAGAGGGUUCGGGUGGAGAAUGAGGAUCAGGGGUCGAGUCUCAUGGAGAAGUGUGGUGUGUGUUCCAAGGGGGCUAAGGUUGGGGAUCAGGUCUCCAUGCUCGUCUGCAAGCAUGUUUUUCACUCGCGAUGCGCAGUUUUGUGGUUGGAGGAUUGCCGGUUUUGCCCGUGUUGCGAUUAUCCGGCGUACGCGUGGUAUGUCGAUCAGGGUCCGCCGUUCUACCGACACAAA